AUGGAUGAGCUCACGUCGGAACUCCGCGUGCGCGACACCGCGGAGGCGGAGCCUGAGUGCAGAGAGCAGCCUGAUAGCGCUGGGAGGAAAAUGUCUUGUGGGCUGUGGAAAGAGACCGUGGCUCUGGCAGAGGACUACCUAUGCCUGUGCCUCUGCGGCCCACAGGCAGCAGCUCCUGCUCCUCCCAGCGGGGCGGCCGCUGCUAUGAGGCGCCUGGGCCAGGAAAUGGAGGCCCAGCACAAGGCACGCUUCCACUCCUUAAGCCAAACCUUUCUGAAGCAAUGCGGGCCGGACCCUUGCUCGAGUCUCAGAAAGGUCAUGGAGGAGCUGGUGGGAGAUGGACACUUGAACUGGGGAAGGGUUGUGUCCCUUUUCACCUUUGCUGGGGUGCUGGCCAGACAUAUACAAGAGCAGAAGAGUAGCAGACCAGGGCUGGACUCUGGACAAGUGCCCGCAGACUGCAGGCGGCUUGCACAAACUAUAGCCGAUUACCUGGGGGUAGAGAAGAGGACUUGGCUAAUGGAAAACGGAGGCUGGGGAGGUUUCUGUGAGUUCUCAUGCCAUGCCAGGACCGUGGACCAGGACUCGUCCAUAAAGACUGCUCUGUUUGCUGCUGCUGGGGUGGGUCUAGCUGGCCUUACCUUCCUCUUGGUGCGCUAG
This is a messenger RNA of Knipowitschia caucasica, 660 nucleotides long. The record is from the annotation of a GenBank genome assembly. Lineage: Eukaryota; Metazoa; Chordata; Actinopteri; Gobiiformes; Gobiidae.